Messenger RNA from Morone saxatilis (striped sea-bass), 588 nucleotides. It is a transcript of the gene ndufc2, whose product is annotated as NADH:ubiquinone oxidoreductase subunit C2. The record is from RefSeq and is a predicted model, not a curated record. Gene Ontology annotation, cellular component: mitochondrial inner membrane. NCBI's taxonomy places the organism in Eukaryota, Metazoa, Chordata, Actinopteri, Moronidae. The coding region runs from base 111 to 443 and encodes 110 amino acids. Gene Ontology annotation, biological process: mitochondrial electron transport, NADH to ubiquinone. The transcript is spliced from 3 exons.
GUUGCACACAGUGCCCUUGACUUCCUACGAGAGGUGAUAGCGGGGCAGUGAACGCAGGCAGCCGGGAGGAGGUCGAUUAAAUAUCCACAUUGAACGGGUGGUUUGUCGCCAUGGGGUUCUUACCAGACGAGGGGAAGUGUCUCCCUCCGCCGGCAGUCGUGAACAGGAGCUCGGUGUGGCUGUCCGCUGCAGGCUGGUGCUCCGCGAUGCUUCAUAACGCCAUCAACCACAGGCCGCCGCUCAAAGCAGGUGUUCAUCGACAAGUCCUGAUGGCAUCAGUUGGUUGGUUCAUCGGCUACCACCUUACAAAAUAUGAAAAUUACAUUUAUGCCAAGCAUGAUAGAGAUAUGAAUGGGUAUGUCAAACUCCACCCUGAGGAAUUUGCAGCCAAGGAAAAAAAGACAUUCGCAGAGAUUGUCGAGCCUUUCUAUCCUGUACGCUAAGUGUCAUGGCUGUUGGAAGACGGAAGAGUGAGGAAGAGAGAAAACAUUUGCAGACUACCACCUGUCUUGAGUGGUGUUUUUGUGAACAUUUCUGUCAUUUAUUGUUAAAUAUAGAUAUGUAAAUAAAGAAAAUACCCAAAUUAAA